Paramecium pentaurelia is the source of this 316-nucleotide messenger RNA. The record is from the annotation of a GenBank genome assembly. Lineage: Eukaryota; Ciliophora; Oligohymenophorea; Peniculida; Parameciidae.
AUGUAGGAAUACGAAAGAGUAAAAUUUAUCUUUACAGUAUUGGAAAAGUUUAUUGUCAUGGUAUAUCAUUUAUCUAUAGCAGGAUUUAAAUAGUAAAAUAGCAUUGGAUGACCUAAAAUUUACAUUCACUAAUAUUCUGAAAAUAGAUUUGUUUGCAAAAAGAUUAUAGUUUUCAAUUACAAAAGGGUUAAAAUAAUAUAGUCUCAAUUCACAAUAAUCCUUAAUCUAGUAAGAGAAUUUAAGAAUUUUUAAUUUAAAUAAUUAAGAAAGAAAAUAAAUCGAUAUAAAUGUAAAAUUUAUAGAAGAAGGUGCAUGA